Molecule: messenger RNA, 876 nt
Organism: Closterium sp. Yama58-4
Lineage: Eukaryota; Viridiplantae; Streptophyta; Zygnematophyceae; Desmidiales; Closteriaceae
Source: the annotation of a GenBank genome assembly
AUGGCGGAGCUUCGGGCGCAUAACGCGCCGCCAACGUCCGCGGAAACGCGAGUAGGGGAACUUACACUCCCCGCUAUGGCGGAGCUGGCGCAAGCCGCGGGGUUCUCAUCGGCGCAACCUCCUCGCACGCUGUGCUCUCAGUGUCAGCAGGAACCCGCCAAGUACAGGUGUCCUGGCUGUAGUGCUGCCACGUGUAGCGUGCCAUGCGUAAAAGCGCACAAGGUGGCGAGCGGAUGCACGGGGAAGCGCAACCGCGCGGAGUUUGUUCCUAUAACGAAGUUUGACGACAACCAGUUGGUGUCAGGUGUGACUAUAAACGACCAUGAACGGGGUAGUAGUGGUCGAGAUGUGCAGAUAUCAGGGGUUCUGCUGCAGUGUCACUUCUCGCAGCGCCACGACCUGCGUUUCCUGGAAGAUGCGUUGCUGCAGUAUGACGUGGCGAAGCGCACACGCACGGCUCUAGGGGUCCGCUACGAGGCACAGGUGGGAAAGCAUUGGGGCCGCAUGCAGCAGACUGCGAAACAAAGGGGCGUGCAGCUGCUGUUAAUGCCUCCGGGAAUGUCCAAGCGCAAGGCCAACCGCACCUACUUUCAACACAGGAAGCGAUGCAUCAUGUGGCAGGUGCGAUGGCAGUUUGCUAUCCGAUCCAUUUCAGUGGAAUCUAACAGCAGCCACGUAGAUGAUAAGGCUAACAGCCGACGCAACAGCAAGGCACACGACAGUGGGGCGAGGAACACGCAAGGCAUGGAAAGGAGUAACACGCAAGACAUGGAGAGGAGUAACACGCAAGGCAUCACCGGCAAUUCGAUAGGCGUUGCUGUCGCCACAGGCCCGCUCUCAACGUUCCUUUUGCCGCACACGAUAGAUUCAAUGUGA